Molecule: messenger RNA, 1247 nt
Organism: Nezara viridula (southern green stink bug)
Lineage: Eukaryota; Metazoa; Arthropoda; Insecta; Hemiptera; Pentatomidae
Source: the annotation of a GenBank genome assembly
AUAAGUUCUAGUUAUACUCUUGUCUCUCUCGCUGUGGGUUAGUCAUGGACCAGAAAGUGUUGGAAAUUGCUCUCAAGCGAUCUAUCAAAGAUCAAGCAAUCGCACGGGUCAUCGAAGCAGAGAGUGAAUCGGCCCUUCCCAAGGGAGAGAACUACCUCUCGACGAUCCUGAGGAUUCGGAUGAAAGUCGUCCUGGGGAAUGGAAGAGUUACCAUGAGGAAUCUCAUUGUGAAGAGGGGAGAUGGUUCAGAUAAUGUUGCAGUUUUGAUGAAUGAAGCCUUCAAGGUAGAACUCAAGAUGUACUCAAGUAUCUUCAGGCAGAUGGAAUACUUAAUUGAAGAUGUAGGAGAUUAUGAAGAACCACUGUGGUGUAAAUUUAUUCACUAUGAUUCGAAAUCUUCUUCCUUAAUUCUUGAAGAUUUGAAGGCAGCAGGAUUCAGCCUGGUGCAAAGACAGGUCGGCAUAGACAUGGAACACGGACAACUGGCUCUAAGAAGUCUCGCAAGGUACCACGCCAUAGGGAAGGUUCUUGAAGAGAGAGGAAUCAUAUCCAAGGACGACUUCGACACCCACCCUCUCAUGACCAACAGCCGUUACGUUCAGACGUUGAGCUAUUCUGGACUUAAGACAUUGCGCUUGGCUAUGGUACAGCAUUGGGGUCCUGAAUGGGCUAGCCUCGCUUCCAAACUGGACAUACCUUCCGAUGUUUUCUACGAGAAGGUGAAGUCCUGUAGCGUUUACACAGACGAAGAAUUCGUUUGCCUCAACCACGGAGACUGCUGGACUAAUAACAUCAUGUUCAAGUAUAAUUGGCAAGGAAAGCCCCACUCGUUAAGGUUCGUGGACUUCCAGUUUUCAAACUACAACACUCCAUGCGCAGAUGUCAGCAACUUCCUCUACAUGAGCCUACAACCCAAACUGCGUCGCAAGAACUACAAACUGUUUUUGGAAUACUACUUUGAGGCAUUGAUUAAAUAUUUGGAUAUUUAUGGCUUCAAAGGGACUAGACCUACCUUGAAGGGAUUAGAAGCAGCCAUGGAAAGGGUAUCGUUCUUCGGAAUAUGUUUGUUUGUCUGCUGGUACGCAAGCCUCACUGCGAAAGAGGGGACAGCGACUUUUGACUUGGAUACGUUGUUGAAGACAAGUGGUUCAGAAGGUUUUCACUCGGAUAUGUAUUUGGAAGAUGGCAUCAUCGAGAAGUUAGGGGACGAUUUGAUCGACUUCGUCGAGAAAUACUUCUCUUCGUGA